Molecule: messenger RNA, 3825 nt
Organism: Pecten maximus
Lineage: Eukaryota; Metazoa; Mollusca; Bivalvia; Pectinida; Pectinidae
Product: serine/threonine-protein kinase B-raf-like
Exons: 17
Coding region: 17-2233 (738 amino acids)
Biological process (GO): signal transduction; protein phosphorylation
Molecular function (GO): protein kinase activity; ATP binding
Source: RefSeq, a predicted model, not a curated record
GCCUGGAAGAACCAAUAUGGCGGUCGUGCAAAAGCCAGAGACAAUGAACGGUGAUAUCCAAGAUUACACUCCAGGACCGCCCAGAGACGAUGUAAAUGAAGCGGCAAACUUGCAAGAUCAGAUUCAUAACAUACAGAAAGUAAUUCGACUGACCAAAGAAAACUUAGAGGCUCUUAAUGCCACCUUCGGUAAACAUCAGAAUCCAGAUCCUAUGUACAUUCAAGAAUAUGAAGCAUUAGCAAACAAAAUCCAUGAACUACAAGAGAAAGAAUCUCAUCUGAUGACAUGCUAUGAACAGAUAUUAAUAAAUGAGCGAGAGUCUCCGACCGAUGCUGCCCAGGAGCAGGAGGGACCCCUGAAGACACCUACACCCAUCCUGCUGGGAUCUACGACGGGGAAUAACCUACAGACUUCGGGCCUUGCUGCCCAGUCCAGUCCCAAAGCACUACGAGCUGGCCAUGUCAAGGCCUACCUCCCAGACGAACAAGUCACUUCUGCCCGUGUUGAACCGGGUAUUAUCCUCAAGGAAGCUUUGAAGAAAGCCAUGUCAAGGCGAGGGUUGGAGACAGAGAAAUAUGAAGUAUAUGACAAUAAAACAAAAAUGCCAAUAUCUUGGGAUAUAGAUAUGGCUAACCUUGGCCCAGGUCGAGAGCUACGUGUUCAAUUAAAACGAGGACAGCCUUCCUUGUUUAUGCAUAAUAUUGUUAGAAAGACCUAUUUCUUUUUGACGUUUUGUGAUGGAUGUGGAAAGUCACUAUUCCAGAGUUUAAUGUGUAAGACAUGUAACAUCCGGUUUCAUCAGAGAUGUAUCAACAGGGUCUCUUUACUCUGUCCCUGGCAUGAUGCCAUCGAUAUACACAAGCCUUUGCCUACUGUGGAUGUUGAAAAUACAUAUUAUAUUCGAAACCGAAAUCCGACAAUAUCCAGUAACCAUCGUAACAAGCCAACUCCACCUCUUGGUCACAGAGAGCGUUCUACAUCCGCUCCCAAUGUUUGUCUUAUAAACGUUGGUGAUGCGUCGGUGACUGAGUUUGGAGAAGUGUUUGACCCUCAAAGUAUUGCGUCAUCAAAUAAAAUACAGGGCUUUGAUAGAUAUGUAAAUCCAGCCAUAGUCACAGCAACGGAGCCGAUCAUCCGUGUGAACCAUUCCACUCACAGUCCUCCCAACAGUACCCCAGACUCUCCCACAAAUUCAGGUGCCCACCACCAAAAGUCCAGUUCUACCGAUGUGGACCGUAGGAUCAGGCGCCAUAGGAGAGACUCCAACGAGGACUGGGAGAUCCCUGCGGAAGACAUCCAGAUGGGUCCGCGGAUAGGGUCAGGUUCCUUUGGAACAGUGUAUAGGGGAUACUACCAUGGCCAUGUGGCUAUCAAAAGGCUCAACGUCACCGACCCAACACCUCAACAACUAAAGGCUUUCAAAAAUGAAGUGGCUGUUUUAAGGAAAACAAGUCAUAUGAAUAUACUGCUGUUCUCCGGCUGGACAUCACGCCCCCAGCUGGCUAUCAUCACUCAGUGGUGUGAAGGUUCAAGUCUCUACAAACAUUUACACAUUACAGAAAAUCGUUUUGAAAUGGUAACGCUAAUGGAAAUCUCACGACAGACAUCACAGGGCAUGGAUUAUCUACACGCGAAGUCAAUUAUUCAUAGGGACCUGAAGACCAACAAUAUAUUUUUAACAGAUAAUUUGACAGUGAAAAUUGGUGACUUUGGUCUCGCUACUGUGAAAACACGGUGGAGUGGCUCUCACCAGUUUCAACAGCCCACCGGAUCAAUACUGUGGAUGGCCCCAGAGGUGAUACGCAUGAAAGAGGCCAACCCGUACACAAACCAGUCGGAUGUCUACGCAUAUGGAAUUGUCCUGUAUGAACUGAUGACAGGCCAGCUACCCUACUCUAAUAUCAAUAACAAGGACCAGAUCCUAUUUAUGGUCGGUAAAGGCUAUUUAAAGCCGGAUGUUUCCAAGACCCGGUCAGAUACACCCAAACGGUACAGGAUGCUGAUGCAGGAAUGCUGUAAAUUUGACCGAGAGCAGAGACCUCUUUUUCCACAGAUCCUGUCUGUGAUGGAAUCUAUUGUGUUAUCACUACGUAAGCUUCGUAGGAGUGCGUCGGAGCCAACACUUAAUCAAUCCCAGUCGGAGGACCUAGACUUAAUGUACUUCUGUGCUUCUCCUAAAACACCCAUCAACAGUCAGUACCCGCAGUUCUUCUUCUCCUCGGCACAUAAUUAAUAUGUCUAUAGAGUGUUGCCAGAACGUUGCCAUAGCGGUUAGCUUAUAUCACCCUGCUGCUACUCGACAACCAACGUAACUAUUGGUUCUCAGAGGAUGGAAGGUUUAUAUAUCUGUGAUAUGGAGGGGAGAUUUCGUCAGUGUGACUAUCUACGCCAGACUUUGUGCUGUCAUGAUUGGCAGAUAGGAGGCGAAAAAAACUGAGAGGGGUCUAACUGAGGACACUCCCACUUUUGAGAAGGUCGAAGGCCACUGUUAAAGUUGAACUUUGUUAUACAGAGCCCAUGGGCCAAAUGGCCUAGACCCCAGAUCCCUCCACAUGUUGCGCUAAUGAAGCAAAGAUCAGCAAUGGAGAAGCAGUACAUUCCCAACUGUGCUAGCCUCUUUGGGCUGGUUUAUUCCCUGCUAGUCUUUGGGCUGGUCAAUUUCUACUGUACUGGACUUACAGAGUGGUAGUCUAUGGGCUGGUCAAUUUCUACUGUACUGGACUUACAGAGUGGUAGUCUAUGGGCUGGUCAAUUUCUACUGUACUGGACUUACAGAGUGGUAGUCUAUGGGCUGGUCAAUUUCUACUGUACUGGACUUACAGACUGGUAGGACUGUGUGCUGGCCUGUGGACCGAUAUAUACUGUAUUGGUCUAUAUAGGCUGGUAACUCCCUUGUGUGCUGGCCUGUGGGCUGGUACUUAUAUUUUCUGUAUUAUACUAGCCUAUUUGGACUCGUGGACUCCUAGCUGUGCUUCGGCUCACAACGUCUGUACACUAAAUAAUACAGGCAUGAAAUUUUGAUUGAAAAUGUAGUUGUGUAAAAACAAGGAUGAAAAAGACUUGAUGUUAUAGAGACAGAGACUUGAGACACAUGUGCUUUAUAUACCGCUGUCUAUAUGUCACUGUGCUGCAGACUGUGUUGGAAAGUGUCCCCAAAUUUACCCAGACCUGCAGGGAACAACUGAUUCCCAUUCUCUAAAUUAUGAAAUUGCCUCCAAGAGGAAUGUACUAGUACUGUUUUUGCCAAUUAUAUAUAAGCAGGUGGCCUCUAAGAGGAUUUGAUCUGUAUACCCUGUGUGUGAUGCAGGGAUGUAGCUUACCGUGGGAGGAGGGCAUAUUGUGAAUGGAGGGCAUGUGAUUUUAGAUAUGAGGGCAUUUUUAUGGAUUUCAGUGUGUUGUGUGUACAGAAGAGUGAAAAUGAAGAGAGAAAUGUCCCCAAACUUAUGCUUGUAAGUUAUAUUUAGAUGUACAAGAUAAUGAAAUUUGAAAAAUGUGUCCCUUCAAUGUGUUUGAGUUGUGUAAGAAUGAAUUUGUAACUAUGUGGACAGAGUUAGUGAUAGUGGAGAGAUCCUGUUUGAAGUCAUAAUCUAGUUUGUACUUGUAUUGUAUGAAUGGUUGCUAAAUAAUAACACUGAUAUGACAACAACAGUGUUUUUAACUCCAGGUUAUUUUUUUGUAUGUCUCAAGAUCACAGCUGAACAUGUAAUACUAAUCCUGCUUUUAUUUAUCUGAAAAAAAGAAGAUAAAAAAGUAAAUGAUUUCUCCUUUACCAUACAUAUAGUUUUAUCUUGUAUCAACAAAUAAAAUAUUAUUUUGUACUAUCAA